Colletotrichum lupini is the source of this 954-nucleotide messenger RNA. RefSeq lists its product as uncharacterized. NCBI's taxonomy places the organism in Eukaryota, Fungi, Ascomycota, Sordariomycetes, Glomerellales, Glomerellaceae. The transcript is spliced from 9 exons. The coding region runs from base 1 to 954 and encodes 317 amino acids. The record is from RefSeq and is a predicted model, not a curated record.
AUGGGAACUCAGCCGUGGACGAACCGACCAUCCAGAGGCGCUGCAGCGGCUAGUGACUCAAGACAACGAAUGGAAACCAAGGCCACUUGGGUUCGAGGCAUCGAAGACGGCCAAGCCCUGAUACGGCGUGGUCUAAGGUUAUCUCAAGGCUCAAAGACAUUCAGCCAAGGUUUUAGCAGGAUGCAGGUGCUCUACGGAUACAGGGCAGACGUACCUUUGUGGGUUAUGAGCCUGUGGAUGGGAUGGGACGAGAUGCUCAAGAUUAUCCGGAGCCUACUGAUACUGUACGGAUACACAGCGCAGCGCAACGCAACGCAACGCAACGCCCCCUCGCCGGUCCUGUUCCGUUUGUGGUACGAGGAUGCACAAGCCGAGCACUUCACACACCCAGCGAUCCAUCAUACAGCGACGCAGGCAAGCCAGGUCAAGCCUACAUAUUUAUAUCUGACGGUGCCUGAGGCGUUUGAGACGGUUUCUUGCCGUCAAGGUGGGCGAUGGCUGAAGCUAUCGCUGACGGGCAAAGCCUGUGGGCCGAAACACUUGACAUCACAAUGUCGGUAUUCGCAAGAAGCGACCUGUUCGCGACGAAAGGGGAGAGUCUCUGUAGUCGGCACCCACGCCUGGAUUCCGUCACCGUUGUGGACUGGUAGUGCAGCGAGCGGAGGUGCAGCUCUCGUCUUCCAUGCCGGCCUCUUCCCUGUCCUGCCCGUCUGGCUAGCCACUGGUCAGUGGUAUCUGGAUGGGAAGACUGCAAAGCUAUGUGCGGGCUCAACUGGUCUCUACCCGCCGCCAUGUCGUGUCAUUUACGGCUACUUCGUACUCCGUUCAGCAGAGUCGGAGUCACCAAACCACGCCCGAGACCCAGGCCCUAGUGUGGCUCAAUCAGCGCAGCAGAUGGAAAAAGAGGGUGAGCAGUGCUGGCAGGGCGGUGGUGCAGGAGAAAGGGGGGCAUGA